AUGUUAUUACAAUUAAUUAUUAAAUUUAAACAACAAUUUAAUAAAACUUCAAUAUUUUCUAAUUUAUUAUUAUUAUUUUUAUUAUUAUUACCUUCAACUAUUCAAAUUCCUAUACCUAAUGGGCAAGUGGGGAGAGCAGAAGUAGAAUGUGGGCAAGAAGAAAUUGAAGUAGUCUUUUUAACAGAGGAUCUAUUUCAAGGACGUGUUUUUGUUGUCGGGCAUUCAAAUGAGACUGGAUGUUCUUCUCGAGAUAUUGGCAAAAAAUCGACAUCAAUUAUUGUUAAAAAAGAUAAUUGCGGGGUUGUAACUAUCCGUUCGCAAAAUCCUCCAGGAUUAUUUGUUAAUGUAAAAAUAAUGAUUAGUUUUCAUGAAGAAUUUAUUACAAAAAUUGAUAGAGGUUAUGAAAUUUCUUGUUUUUAUAUGGAAGCAGCCAAAACAGUUACUUUCCCAAUUUCUGUCGAACCAAAUACUUUACAACCAUUUACUGAAUUUGCAGAAAUGCCUAGAUGUAGAUAUGAAGUUGUUGAUCCAACAACACAAGAACCUGUUAGUGUUGUUUCUGUUGGGAAUAAAUUAUUACAUAAAUGGUAAUUAAAUAAAUCUAAUUGUAAUUUAAAGGAUUGUCUCUCCCCCCCCCCCCUUUCCUUUUUUCAAAAAUUUUAUUUUCGCGUAUCUUUUCUCUUCGUUUUAUUGUUUUACUUUCCUUUUUCUAUUUAAAAUUAGUUAAUUUACA
Meloidogyne enterolobii is the source of this 733-nucleotide messenger RNA. Lineage: Eukaryota; Metazoa; Nematoda; Chromadorea; Rhabditida; Meloidogynidae. The record is from the annotation of a GenBank genome assembly.